Diprion similis is the source of this 2041-nucleotide messenger RNA. It is a transcript of the gene HisCl1, whose product is annotated as glycine receptor subunit alpha-4-like. The transcript is spliced from 8 exons. Gene Ontology annotation, cellular component: membrane; neuron projection; synapse. The record is from RefSeq and is a predicted model, not a curated record. Gene Ontology annotation, biological process: nervous system process; chemical synaptic transmission; chloride transmembrane transport. NCBI's taxonomy places the organism in Eukaryota, Metazoa, Arthropoda, Insecta, Hymenoptera, Diprionidae. Bases 266 to 1522 code for a protein of 418 amino acids. Gene Ontology annotation, molecular function: neurotransmitter receptor activity; chloride channel activity; transmembrane signaling receptor activity.
CACGAACCGGCGACGUAGUGUAGCUCCAAAAACCAACUGAAUAUAUACAAGUUCAUCAUCGUGAUGUUGGUUGGAAAAAAGUGCGAAACUAAGACUAGCCGCGAGCCGUGAAUUACGAGACGGAAACUAAGCUCGUUACAAUUAGUUCCGACAGUAUCGAAACCUCUUGGAGAACGAAACUGGAGGAAUCUCGAUUACGCGGUAAAACUACGGGCCCCCCGUUACCGGGUUGCGGGAAAAGCGGUUACGCCGAAGCUGCGCAGGGAUGAGGAGUCGAUCGGUUGUAGUUUUGUGCUGCUACCUUUACACCCUCUUCGACAUUGCAGCGUUGCACUUUCCAGACCUGGAGCUCGAGGAGUACGGUAGGAAAGAGGCAUCUUUAUCCCUCAGAGACAUCCUGCCCCUGAACCCGAAACAGUACGACAAGCACAGGGCACCCAAGUAUCUAGGACAACCGACUGUGGUGUAUUUUCACGUAACUGUACUAAGCCUGGAUUCAAUAAACGAGGAGUCUAUGACGUAUGUUGCAGACAUAUUUCUGGCCCAGAGUUGGCGAGAUUCCCGUCUCAGGCUGCCCGAAAAUAUGUCAGAAGAAUAUCGGAUCCUCGAUGUCGACUGGCUCCACAACAUUUGGCGACCGGACUGCUUCUUCAAAAACGCGAAGAAAGUUACCUUUCACGAAAUGUCCAUACCCAAUCACUACCUGUGGCUUUACCAUGACAAAACCCUCCUCUACAUGUCCAAACUCACCCUAGUCCUUUCGUGCGCCAUGAAGUUCGAAUCUUACCCACACGACACACAAUACUGUUCCAUGAUGAUCGAGAGCCUUUCCCACACGACACAGGACCUGGUGUUCGUCUGGAAUAUGACUGACCCGCUGGUAGUGAACCCUGAGAUAGAACUCCCACAGUUGGACAUAUCGAACAAUUACACAACCGACUGCACGAUCGAGUAUUCAACCGGGAACUUCACCUGCAUACAAAUAGUAUUUAAUUUGCGAAGGAGAUUGGGUUACCAUCUGUUUCACACUUACAUACCGUCGGCCCUGAUCGUCGUCAUGUCCUGGAUCGCCUUUUGGAUUAAACCUGAGGCCAUUCCGGCUCGAGUCACCCUGGGGGUUACGUCGCUUUUGACUCUGGCAACGCAGAACACCCAGUCCCAGCAGUCGCUGCCUCCUGUUUCGUACGUCAAAGCAAUCGACGUGUGGAUGUCUUCCUGUAGUGUUUUCGUAUUUUUGUCACUGAUGGAGUUCGCGGUCGUGAACAACUACAUGGGACCCAUUGCCACGAAAGCGAUGAAGGGCUACUCGGACGAAGACUUGCGAGAAGCCAUCGACGAGUUCAAGACACCCAUGCGGUCGGACUCUGAGAGAAGCAGAAGUCCGGGUCGGCCGCCUACGGUGCAGUACGAGACUUGCUGCCAGGGUCGAGCGACUGCUAUCUACAUCGACAAGGUGUCGAGGUUCUUUUUCCCGUUUUCAUUCUUCAUAUUAAACGUCGUCUAUUGGAGUACCUUCCUCUAGCCCAAGCUCCUUGACUUUUGUUAAUCUAUUGUCAUAACUCUGCGGCGUUUUUAACCUUCUACUUACUAUUGCCCAGAAAGCGCAACAGAGGUUAUACGAUCAACUUACGUAUACGUCUACCACAUCACCAACAUACGGCGAUAUAUAGUACUCAUACAAUCGUUGAUCCGGCAAGUUUGGACAAACUGUAAUGAUAUGUAGAAUGAACAGCAAACUUACCGAUGUGUUCUCUAGAAGUUCAACCUGGUUAUAAAAAAAUUGCUUAGAUUAUUCUUACGUUUCAUGCAUUCAAUUUACAUUAAAUUUACGAUUGCUCCAUUUACAUGUUUUCAUAAUUACGUACAUAAAUAUUCUACAAUAAUGCUACAACGUUGGAAAGGACACGAAAUGCAUGAGGCGUGGAUAUAGACAAUACUUUAUUUCCAUGUAUAUUCUUCUUGCCGGUUGUUUAUAUAUGUAUAAUAUAUAUACACAUUUAUAAUUUAUAUAAAUAUGGAUGUAUAAUAUAUUUAUAUAAAU